Messenger RNA from Poeciliopsis prolifica (blackstripe livebearer), 9857 nucleotides. RefSeq names its product low-density lipoprotein receptor class A domain-containing protein 4-like. Lineage: Eukaryota; Metazoa; Chordata; Actinopteri; Cyprinodontiformes; Poeciliidae. Gene Ontology annotation, cellular component: Golgi membrane; early endosome membrane. Gene Ontology annotation, biological process: negative regulation of transforming growth factor beta receptor signaling pathway. The coding region runs from base 862 to 1851 and encodes 329 amino acids. The record is from RefSeq and is a predicted model, not a curated record. Gene Ontology annotation, molecular function: R-SMAD binding. The transcript has 8 exons.
UGCAGUUGGACCUGACGUCUAACAUCCACACCAUCACGCACUCCAACCAACCUGUCACGGCGGCUGUGCACGUGAGUGGCGGCACGAGCAGCCAUGACUCAUCACUGUGCUGAGUCAUGAAAACUCUGAGCCUGCUUCAGCUGACAUUGGCCAAGAAAUGGAACAAACCAUGGAAGUGCUGGCAGCACCAAUAUUUAAACUUUUCUGGUUCAACACAACAGAGCCUGCCAGGAAUUGCUAAGACUGGUUAGCAUGACCAUUGUCGACGGCAGUUAAAGGCUGUGGAGCCAACCUGUGAGUGGCGGAGGAGUUGCUGAUGAGUUUCGGACGGGACGAAUGUGGGAGGAGGACAACAAAAGCAGGAAGCAAAAGAUCAAAACGAAUCAGAGGGAACGGCAAUAAGAGCUGCUUAUGAAAGACAACUCUGAGCCGCGCCCCGGACCACGUCCUUCAUCCUCUCACCGUGCCACAAAAUCCCCAUCAAUCUCUGCCACAAUCCGUCCUCUUUUCCUGUGAGCCAUCCCUUUAUUCUCCCCUCCUUCAGAACAUAGCUGAACCCCCUUCUACAGACCAGUGAUCCAGGCAGCAGCAAAAAAAAAAAAGAACAAGGGGGGACGAGACAAGCUGUCACUAAGCACAGGAGGGACCCUGACUCGCUGCCGGGUGUGAGAAAACAGCUGCCUCUAGCUCGAGCGCAUGGGCUGUUGAUAAACAGAGAUGGCGGUGAGACUGGCCGGUGCCACCCUGUCCUCUCGACCACCCUCCCCCUCUCCGACGGCCUCUGCCCGGACAGGUUAAGGUCGGUCCAUCGGCAUCCAUCGCAGCAUCUGCAGCAGCUGGCUGAGCGUGGGAAGGAGCAGUAUGCAGGAAACUGACCUACCAGCUACAAAUGCCUUCAAAGAGUGCAAGUUCCACUGCACCAACGGGAAUUGCUUGCGUCUGGGCUCGCUGAUCUGCAACCAGCUGAAUAACUGCGGGGACAACAGUGACGAGGAGAACUGUCCCGUGGUGACCCAGCACCCUCCACCUGGAAUCUUCAACUCUGAACUGGAGUUUGUUCAGAUUGUCAUCAUCAUUGUGGUGAUGACAGUGAUGGUGGUGGUGAUCAUCUGCCUGCUCAACCACUACAAGCUCUCCACCUGGUCCUUCAUAACACGGCAGAGCCAGGCCCGCAGGCAUGACCACGCCCUGCAGCAGGAUGGCUGUCUGUGGCCUUCAGACAGCGGAUCCCGACAAGGUGCCUCAGAGGUAUUAUACGCUCCUCAGGCCAGGGAUCGCUUCACCGCUCCCUCCUUCAUGCAGCGCGAUCGCUUCAGCCGCUUCCAGCCCACCUACCCCUACAUGCAGCACCAGAUCGAUUUGCCGCCCACCAUAUCGUUGUCAGACGGCGAGGAGCCCCCACCAUACCAGGGGCCCUGCACGCUGCAGCUCCGCGACCCUGAGCAGCAGAUGGAGCUGAACCGGGAGUCAGUGAGAGCGCCGCCCAAUCGGACCAUCUACGACAGUGACUUGAUCGACAUAGGGAACAGCGGCAGCCUGGUGGGGGCUGGAGGAGGUGGGGGAGGUCUGGGAGGAGGGGGCCCCAGGCCGCCCAGCAGUAACUCUGGCAUCAGCGUGGCCAACUCCUGCAGCCACGGGCGCAUGGAGGGGCCCCCUCCAGCGUACAGUGAGGUGAUGGGCCAUUUCCCAGGCUCCACGUUCUUUUUACACCAGCACAGCAAUAACCAGAGAAUAGGGAGACCAGGGGAUCCAGGGGGACUGGGGAGCAGGACGAUCCAGCAGCAGGGCCAAUCAGAAAGCACAAUAGUACCUGCCAAGGCCAAGGAUGGCCAACCAGAGGACCUGGUGUGAGGAAAGGGGGAGUGGGGCACUCGGGGGGCCAAGCACCCCGGACUCAGCACCGUCUCCUAUGUUUACGGCUGACAUGGAAGUAUCGGCCUCUGUAUCACUCUGUCGCUCUCAUGUCCUCUCUCCACACUUCCACGCACAAACAAAUCUCGACCCGAACUACAGCAAAACAAAGAAGGAGAAACCCAGAGUUUAUUUCAUUUCACUUUCUAUCCAGCCGGCACCGCUGGGGAAUUUUUAUUUCCUCCUUCUCUUGGAGAAAGAGAGAAAAACUCUAGCUAGCACAGCCUUUGAGUUUUUUUCAGUUGGUGAAAGCUCUACGAUGGGGACGGGGGAGAAAGUUCCUGUUUUCUUUUGUCUUUUCGAUUUGCUUUUCGGACCGGGAUCUGUGCACAACGCGAGAACUGAGAACCCAGGACAUGCGGAGAACACAACAAAAAACAAAACAAAAGACUCACAAACCCAAAUCUUAGUGCCAAGGUUCACGAGGAAGCAAAGCAAAGAGGGCAAACAUCUUCUAACAUUCACAACACAACAAAAAGAAAAGUUCCCUAAAAGUUGCACUAUCUCUUUUGUCGUAAGAGAGGAGGGACAUGAUGUCAUCUGAUGCUGAUGUUUGUGUUUUCAUUUUAUUUUUGUUGCAGGGUUACUCUUUGCUUCUUUUUUUUAAAUCAAGGGUUUCUUUUUAUGGAUGGACUGAACGACUGACUGAAGUCUUGCUCCAAAGUUCUCAAAAAACAAACAAACAAAAAACAACCCUGAAAAAAACUAAAAAAAAUUUAACAAAAACUAACAAGUAUAAGCUUAUCUCCAUCCUUUUUCGAAAAGCGCAAGAAAUCCUUGAACCCAGUCUAAAAUAUCUGUUCACACAACAGGCACACUGAAACUUAGUAAGAGAAUAACCAUGUACUGCUUUACGUCUGCUUCUUAAUCGGGGAGAAAAAUCUAUCUUGUGACCAAGCAGUGAUGCUUCUUAAAAUCUUGACUAAAAAGAUUUUCGUCAUUUCAAAUCUUGAACUGACUAACGAUUUAAAUCAAGUUCAAAGACGCAGUAUUAUGUAUAAACGACUCAUAUGAGCUUUACGUCAUCUUGUAAAGUUAUUCCCUCAUCGUUCUUUCAUGCAUGUUUAAGAAAUGUUUUAAUCUCCAUGGCAAACAUUAAGCUAGGCAACUAUCCAGGGUGGACCUAGCUCUGCCUUCGAGGACAAAGCUCUUUCCAGUUUCAGAGGUUCUGCUUCACAGAGCAGCCGACUCCCCAACUCGGCUCCUUCAGACUAGCCAGUAGCAGUUAGCAAGCAUCUGGCGGAACUGCAUAUCUGCUGAGCUCAUUAUUGGUAAAAACUUUGUUAAAGGAUUAAUAGAUGAGCCAUGUUGUGAUGACUUCCUGAUGGUGAAGUUUCAGAAAGGGCAGGAGUUUUUAAAGAGAUAUAGGCCCUAUUUUAAGGUGUUAAGUUAAAAAGUUAAAAAAAAAAUUAAGUCACAUGUACUGCUGUUCUUAUGUACAGCAGUUCUAUAAGAACUGUAGGUAACAGAGUUACUGGAUUGUGCUAUAAAAUGGCACUCUGUCCCUGAAAAUUACAUAAUACCGCCCCUUUGAAACUGUGUUUUAAACACUUCAACGCGUGUUAGGUUUUAUUUGCCGUCUUGGUCAAAGGAGGUUCUUCUCUCCAAACUGUCCUGUUCUGUUCUCUGAGCACCUGACCCUUUUCUUUGUCGACCCGCACAGUGCAUUCUGCCACACGGAUCUCAGAAACCCUCCCGCAGUUCUGCAAACCAAUACAAGGCUCAACCCUCCGUCUUCACAUGAGCGACGACCCACACACACACACAUACACACACACACACACACACACAUCUAAAAGAUCAAGUAAAGAUCGCUUAAAUAAGGAUUCCACAAAAAAAACUGACUGUGGUUGACGUCAAAGGGCUACCAGAGGGUCCUUUUUGAUAACUAGAAAAUCUAGCCUUUUUUUCACCUCAUUGUUGCCUUCAAUCUCUGCUGUUGCGCUUGCUCUAUCUCACUUCAGCACAUUUCAGUGCACCUUCUUCUCCCUCCACUCCCGCCCUGCAAAGAUAAACUGCUCAUCGCCCAUCCUGCCAUUUGUGUGCAAAGAUGAUGCAGAGUCAGCCAAGCCCUUUAAAGCUGAGACUGGAGUGGAGUCGUCGUUUGGCAGCAUGCUGAUGCAGUCUCCUCCUUGCAGUACGAGUGUGUCCAUGUGUUUGUUGCUCAGACCCUAGGCAACACUGAAAAGCACUUAAAGCUCCUGCAUAGGUAUUGUAUGUGUGCGUCCUUCUGAGUGAUUUCUGAUCUGCCUGCUUGGAGUUUUUAACACUUAAAUACAUGUUUUUUUGUUGUUGUUUGUUUUUUCUUGUAUGAGUUCAGCAAAGCAUUUCUUAAAAACCCAGGAAUGGACAAUGGUCAGUAGCCAAAGAGACGAAACAGGUUCUAGCAACUUUCACAAAAUAAGCUUCAGAUUCAGUUUCAAGCUCCAGCAAAGUGUCAACAAAUCUGACAAAUGUAGUUUCUGACCACUCGCAUCUGGGGGAAUAAAUUCAUAUUUGCAGCGACAGAGAAGUGAUGACUCACGGGAUCAAAUAUCAGUUCUCAGAUCUCGUCAUAUUUAUCUAAUUUGCUCAAUUUUUCACACAAGCUGCGUUUCCAUUGACCGUAAAAAAUGUGCAAAUUGAAAUUACGUAAAUAAAUUAUCUUAAUGGAAACUCGCUAAUUCUGAUCAAACGUUUUUUGAUCAAACGUUUUAGCGUUAGGAAGAGGUGGUUUUCAGCCCUAUCAGAUUAGAUGUAUUUUGCAGAACUCUAAAAGAAACAGAUUAUUCCCAUCACACAAGCCAAGUGAUCAACAACCUGAUAUUACUACUGGCAGAAAUGACAAAUAAGAUGACAGGAAGUGGUAGGAGGAUGAUGUUUUUGUUUUUUUUUCAGACGAUGGCUCCACCAGAGCUCUCACAGCAUCACACAGUUCUUAAAGAGUUGUGUGUCAUUCCACUGUGUUUCAUCUUCAGUAAACACAACAAUUACAUAGUUGCAUGUAUAAGUGGUUUGCCGCUCCAACGCCUGACUAAGUCACUAGCGUCUGCUAUGAUUGGCUGAAUUAUGAACAUGUUUUAUGUUUACAACCCUCGUUGCCAUGGCUUAUCACAUGUGAUUCUAAUUUCCUAUGUAAUGGAAAUGACAGAAUAUCAAAAUUUAGGGGUUUUUUAUAUUGAUGGAAUAUAGACAAAGAUUUGCUCAUGUUUGUAAUGGAAACACAGCUAUUCUUGCUUCUUUUGGCAUGCAUGUUUCUAUCUAAGGAACAUUGUGGAACAUCUGCACAUUUUUGGUAUCACUUUUGAUACAUCUAUGUAAACUAAUGUAUGCAGAUUGGGCUAUAUGGUGGACAUUACAAUCUUUCUUCUUUUCUGGCAGAUCAGGCUGCUUUUAUCUUGACAUUGUAUUUUAUUGUUUUCUAUUCCUAAGUGAUUCAUGCUUCUGGCGAACUUAAAAGUUGCUUUCAUUCAACCAAGAAGUUUGAUCUGAAUGGAAACAGGAAUGCCAAACCGUAGACCUUACAGUUCGCUCACCAUUCAGAAGAUCGCAACACAGUUAUCAACUUACUAUGAAGUAACACGACACACAACCGUAUAGCCCUUCCCCCUUCACUAGUAUCUAAGAGACCAAAAUGUUUUAGAUAAAAAACUGAGUUUAAAUGUCUCAGACAAAAAGAUUAAACAGAACACAGUUUAAUCUGCUCUGAAUGAAGGAACUGUUAAUGGAUCUCUGCACGUUUCUACCUACCAAUUUUGAACUUAAUUCUGUCUUGGUGGUCUUUGACUGUUCCCUGUUGGUGAAGCACUUCAAAACAGUGUCACUGCAAUAUUAGAUGCACCGGAAGGCCAUGAACCUGAGGAGCAUUAUUACCCUUAUGAUAGUGAUGGUCAUAAUGUAUCUACUUCCACAACUGAAAAACAAGGCAGGGAAACGUAGUAAGAUGAAAGUUUUCAAAAUGUUUGACAGUGGUUCUCUCUGGAUCCAGACUUUGGACAAAUUUUUAUUUUUUUUUUUUUACCAACUGGAAUUUUUUUGCAGUCUUUAGUCAUCUAAAGAUCUCUUCUCAGGAGAUUUGUUGGAUCCCGGAGAAUAUUAAGUAUAAAGCGGCUGAAUUAAUUUCGACACAUUGAUUUGUGUUGGGUAGAGACGGAGCAGACACAUUUCCAGGUGCAGUAACACCUUAACUUCCCUGGAGCCUCUUCACAGUUUAGUGCGACUUGAGCAAUAGAGAUGCAGUGAGAGUGAUUUAGAAAUAUCAAACUAAAACAGAAAAUGUGUCUGGAAGUCCACAUGUUCAUUGUGUUUUUUUAACCCUCCCGUGGUCUUAGCGUGACGCUCAGGAGGAGCGCGACAGAUGACACGGUCGGACAGCGGAGAAGCUGUCAGACCAAAACCACACAUGGAAAAAAGCUUGUAAAAGUGCGAAAAGCCUGUGGGCUUGAAACGGCCCUAUCUCUUCAGACAGUGGGAGGGUUAAGCUAAAGCUAGAUUUUCAGUUCCAACAUCACAAAGAGGGACGUUUAGCUCACUUUGGGCUGAAGCGCCUGAAUCGCUUCUAAUUCCGUGUGUUUGAAUGUAUGUAUGCAGAUAUCCGGCUUGUGUCUUUCUGCUUGUGUGUGUGUGCGUGUGUAUGCUACUACAUCGCUGCUGCUAUUGCUGUUGCUGCUACCACUGUCUUUGCUACUGCUGCUUCUCACAUCCCUCCCUCAGCCAGCCUUUCUCUGUCUUGUCCAUCCUGUCCUCCUCCACUCAUCCUAAGCUUAGGAGAGAAAGCUGCAGUGAAGCCAACAGGAACCUGGGACUCCUGGUACUUUUGGUCUUUAGCUGCAGGGAGCUGCUUCACACUCAGAUCUCUUCUAUGGUUUUUUUCUUUUCUUUCCCUUCCUACCCUUUGUUUUUUGGGGUUUUUUCUCUUUUUUUUAAGCUUGUUUGUACUGCGCAGUCAUAAGCUUGUAAAUGGAGGAUAAAUAAGAUAAAUUUUAUGUUUUCUACAAGGAGGUUUGCAUGUUAUUAAUAUAUGAGUAAAUACGGUGCCUAAUGUUCAUGUUUGAGCAGACCACGCCUCUGUCACACUGCUUCUCGGAAUCCAGGCAGGCGCCGUCUCCGGUCUGGCGGAGCACAGCUGAAGUGUUCAAGGUCCUUCCAGAAUCAUCCAUUUCUGGGCAAUCAAAAGCUUUCUGAACUGAAUCUGAUCCCAAAUUUCAUCCAUUAGGAUCAUCCCCGCCCCCCCUUGUUCUCACCGAAGGUAUUCCGAGCAGCACUGUAACGGGACUGUGGAGCAGACAUAGGAACCCACUUGCACUCAAAAAGCUCCCACCUUCGUUGUGCCUCACUUCCAACGGUGCUUUUUUCAGUAGUCUGUCUUUCUUUAUGUUUGUUUGUAAGGUGCUGUAUAUAACUUGAAUAUAUUAUGCACAUAUCCUACCCAGUGGGUAGAAACCAUGAAAAAUAUGUUGUGAAUAAUGUAAUAUACUGUAUAGACAAUAUAAAAAUUUUAAGAGGGCAACAUCAAAUUUGUAAAUGCCUACAGUUAAAAAUGUGCUUUGUCUGUUUUUUUUUCAUAAGAAAACGUGUUUUUCAAAGUAUGCUCAGAAAAUAUGGUUGCAACACACAUUUACAACUUCUGAUAUUUUCUUAUUAAUAAUAGUGUGUUAUGAUAUGGCUGAGCUUCAGUAGCUUGUCGAUGGGUUUCCUCUGUCGCAGCGCCAGCCGUCACUCAGAACCCGGAAAAAAGGUGCCGGGUUCAUCCCGACCGACGAUCAGAUGGAAUAAAAAUGAUCUAUUUAGUAUCACAGAUGACUGACUCUAUUGGACAUUAAAAUGUCCAAUAGAACAGAACCUCUACUGCUGAGGCAGUAGAGGUUCUGUACAAAUGUUUGAACCAAACCCAGAUUUACUUGCAGCAGCUCAGAAACCUGAACAAAUGCAACCUUUGCAUUUCAGUGCAUUUAUUCAGUGGGAAAAAUGCAAGUAAACCAAUAGUUCAUUUUUUUUAAUCAACUUUUUUAAAGUUGAUUUAAAAAAGUUAAAUUUUUUUAAUCAAUCAAUUGAUUAAAAAAAAUCAACUGAUUGAUACUCUAAUCUGUUGAUUAGAGUAUCAAAGAAUUUCUAAUUAGUAAUCCAUAAUAUUCUGUAACUCUGGGGAACAAAUGAGAAGUAACAGAUUCUGUUGCUGCAGCAGCAUGGCUGGAGGAGUCAUAUAGGAGAAAAAGGUUGGAUGUAGGAAAAGACCUUCUGUUAGGUUUGGCAGAGGAUCUGUGAUGCUGUGGGCUUGUUUUUCCUCCUGAAGUCUGAGAAACCUCAUUAACGUGAAAAAACAUAUAUUUUUUUAAUAUACAAAAAAAUCCUUUUUUAGAUUAAAAAUUUGUUGAACUAUUAUUUUAAAAUACGUCCUCAGGCCUAAAAGGGAUGGGUGGGACAUUUAAGACGUUUUUUUAAAAGACCAUUAUGAAUGAGCUAUAUCUGAACGUUGUCCAGUCAACUGGUGGUAAAUUUAUACUGACCCCAAAAAGCUUCCUUGGUAGCAAGGAAGGGUCACAGCAUAGAGCAUAGAGUCACAGAACACAAUCAAGAUGUCAGUGUGUGACUCAAGAACUAAAAUACACAGAACUUACAAUUAAAUAGUCCUGCCAAGACCUGUGAUUAACAUAUUUUAGGUCAACUUACUUUUAAAAAGCUAAUAUAAGGCAUUUUAAGGCUUUCAUUUUUAGAUACACAAAUUCAAGACUUUUUAAGGAUGCACUGGCACUGUGUGGUGGAAAAACACAAAAUAUUUACAGAAGAACCCCCAGCAGGCUGAGGCAGUAGAGGUUCUGUAAAAACAAAUAAAAAAUAGGAAAUUCCCCACUAAAUAAAUGUUCUCGAGUUCAUCAUUUUCAGUGCUGCAGAUAAAGCUGGAUGUGUUUGAGGUUUUGAUCUGGUAUUUGUAUUUUUUGACAUCCUUGCCAGACGUGCCAACGAAUGAGCCAGGCUCAUCAGCCUCUGUGACGGCAGCCGUCAGGAACAUGGCAGUCUGACUGGAGCUUUACUUCCUGUCAGCAGGGAGACGACAAGGCGAAGCUCUAGAGGAACUUGGCUUCACGAGGUUGCACCAGCAGCAGGAAACAAGCUCCGGGUUAAAAACUAUCGGUUACUUCUACUCUAUUAUUUAGCCGCUUAUUUUCUACAUAACAGCAGUAUAUCUGGCACAAUGUAUAACAGGCGUCAUGUUUAACCUGCAGCCAUUCUAAUAUGUACUAAAAAGAACUCCACUGUACAAUAACUGCAGAGCAUGUUCAUUCUUAUCUAUAGACGAUGUACAUAGCUACGCGCCAUUUCUUUUUUUUUCUUCUUCUUCUUCACAGCACCAAAUAAGUGGCACUUGUGUUGUUUUGAUUUGGGGAUAAAGUUGCCUCUGCUCUCCUCAUGUUUGGAUGUUUUGUUUCCGGGAAGAGAAAAGACUGACUUCCUCUUCCCUCCUCUCUGCAGUCUGGACUCCAGCAGCUGUUCGUAUCGUUCCACCUCCAGUAAUAACGUCUCAACAGUUUGUCCUGACAUUUACCAUAGGACUGCUUCCAUUAUGGGUUUUGUAACAUCAGUUUGCUUUAUUUACAAAAAUGAAUCCUUCUUGUACCCCUCCCUCCCCCUCUGUGCUGAAAUCUAUAUAUAUAUACAUAUAUAUAUAGAGAAUGAUAUAUAUUUAUAUGGUCAUGUUUAGUAACCAUAUAUCUAUAUAUAUAAAUAUAUAUAUAUCUAUGUAUGUAACACAGAGGUAAAAUUGUUGUGUAUUAUUGCCUCUUUUUAUUUAAGCAAUUGUGAUGUAAUAGGUUUUAGGCCUAAGGUCUGUUAUUGCAAUACUUUUACAGAAAAGCAGAAAAAAAAGAAGUGAAAAAAUGUCGCUCUAAGUGCUGUUGUAGUCAAAGAUUUUAUGCUUGUACUUAUGCUGUAGUCAGACUGCAGCGUAACAAAUAAAACUUUAAAAGUGA